Rubroshorea leprosula is the source of this 1368-nucleotide messenger RNA. NCBI's taxonomy places the organism in Eukaryota, Viridiplantae, Streptophyta, Magnoliopsida, Malvales, Dipterocarpaceae. The record is from the annotation of a GenBank genome assembly.
CGACAAAACACCCAUCUCCCUUGUUCCCAUGCAAGGCCAACCGCCAGUGUAAUUUUUUCCAAAUCCAAGCAUCUUCUUCUUCCUCGGCAUGCAUAUAAACCCAUUCUCUCCCCAGUUCUCUGCUCUGAGUAUAUCUCAUUUUCCUCUCUCAAAAUCUGCAUAUCAUUUUUCGCAAUGCUAAGGUCCGUUUUGCCGUAGGUGCUCCUUUGCGCCACCUCCCACCUAUCUUUAUCCCUGACCGAUGGGCUGUUAGGUAAUGGGGAUUUCGAGCUGGGAUCAAAAAAAUCAGACCUCAAUGGCACCGUGGUGAUUGGCGACCUUUAUGUAAUUCCAUAAUGGGAAAUUUUGGGCUUUUUAGGGUACAUAAAAUCAGGGCAGAAGCAAGGAGACAUGCUGGUGGUGGUCCCAGAGGGUGUGUUUGCAGUGAGGCUAGGGAACUAGGCGUCCAUGAAACAGAGGCUGAAUAUGACCAAGGGGAUGCACUAGUACAUGCAUACUAGUCCCACCCAUUGCUGCUGGGCACCGUUUGAAUGGGCAGCACGCCGGAAUCAGGCGCUACCGACACGUUCAGCAUUGACGGUGUCCAGCAGCAAUGGACGGUACUCGUAUGCAUGGGCGUUUCAGGCACCGAGUGAUGUGACAGAGAUUGUUAUUCAUAAUCCGGAAGUGGAGGAGGAUCCGGCUUGUGGACCACUCAUUGAUGAGGUUGGAAUCAGGACUCUUUAUCCCCCUAGGCUAACUAACAAGAACAUAUUGAAGAAUGGAGGGUUCGAAGAAUGUCCGUACAUCUUCCCCAACACUUGUUGGGGAGUGCUGCCACCCAACAUCGAGGACGAUCACUCUCCACUGCCAGGAUGGAUGGUGGAAUCCCUCAAAGCCGUUUAGUACAUAGACACCGCUCCCUUUUCGGUCCCACAGGGGCCGCAAGCGGUGGAGCUCGUGGCUGGAAAAGAGAGCGUCAUGGUCCGGAUCCCAAGAACCAUUCCGGACAAAUCUUACACUCUCUCAUUCUCCGUGGGGGACGCCAAACAACGCCCGUGAAGGGUCCAUGAUCAUGGAGGCGUUCGCCUGUAGGGAAACAAUCAAGGUCCCUUACGGGUCCAAAGGAAAAGGAGGUUUCAAGUGCGCCGUGCUCCGGUUCAAAGCGGUGUCCACAAGGACCCGCAUCAUGUUCCUAAGUACGUUUUACAACAUGAGAAGGGAUGACUUCUCGUCGCUCUGUGGGCCAGUUGUUGACGAUGUGAAACUGUUGAGCGUCCAGAAACCCUGACUUGCCAAUAAAGCCACGCCGGACAAAGUGAGAAUGACGAGCCCGACGGAGCGAGGGUUAAAAUUCAUUGCCAGUCUAAAUUAAUUAACAUACAGUAU